Sipha flava (yellow sugarcane aphid) is the source of this 1162-nucleotide messenger RNA. RefSeq names its product metaxin-1. Lineage: Eukaryota; Metazoa; Arthropoda; Insecta; Hemiptera; Aphididae. The record is from RefSeq and is a predicted model, not a curated record. Bases 161 to 1090 code for a protein of 309 amino acids. The transcript has 6 exons. Gene Ontology annotation, biological process: mitochondrion organization. Gene Ontology annotation, cellular component: SAM complex.
CCAAACACACGAUUGUCAAUAUUUCUUGAUACGUAUAAUGCCAUUGGCGACUUUUUGAUUUUGUGACGGCCGUAAAACGUUUUGGUUUUUGUUUUUUACUUCGAUUUCGGGACAUAAAACCCGUGUGAAAAAUCGAAAUUCAUCAAUAGUUUUUCCGAUCAUGUUUAAACCUCCCUUGUUGGAAGUAGAAAGCUGGAAAGGCGAUUGGGGAUUGCCUUCAAUCGAUUAUAAAUGCCUCGAAGUUUUGGCUUUUGCCAGAUUUACAAAUGCACCAAUUAACAUAAAUCAUUCAAACAACCCGUUCAAAUCUGUCACUGGCCAUUUACCGGUUGUAAGUUACAACAAACGAUUGCUAAUGGAUCGGGAUGGUUUAAUCGAUUGCCUUGAUAAGCUGAAUCUUAGCCCAGAUUGUGGUCUUACUAAUCUUCAGUUAGCUGAAGAACAUGCUGCCAUCAGUAUGAUUGAUGCCCAACUUGAACCAGCGUUACUGUUUUCUUGGUGGAUGGAUGAAAGCAAUUGCCUAAAUUUCACAAAACCAUUGUAUCGAAAUGCAUUAAAAUUUCCAUUCAAUUGGUAUUAUCCUAAUGUAUAUGAGAAGGAAGCUAAGCACAAAAUAUAUACAUUAUACAAUCAUUUAGAAUCAGAUAAUGAUAUUAUGACUGAGAUCUAUGCAGAAGCUAUAAAAUGCAUGAAUAGUUUGGAAGGUCGUUUAGGCAACAAUUUUUAUUUCUUUGGUUCACAUCCGACAUUAUUAGAUGCUGUUGCAUAUAGCUAUUUGGGACCACUGUUAAAAGCACCCAUUAAUGGAAAUAAAUUACAAGCACAUUUGAAGACUUGUAAAAAUUUAUGUAUCUGGAUAGACAGAAUAACAAGAGAAUAUUUUAAAAUCGAUUGGCAAGCACAUAAAUGUAAUGAAAAGAAAAUAUUGGAAGAAUCUAGACAGCAAAUGAAUGUGGUACCUUGGUAUAAGAAAGAAGAGACAAAAAACAUAUUAAUUGGAUUGGUUACAAUGGUUACAAUGGUUAUUUACUCAUUUAAAAUUGGUCUCAUUAGUGUAAGCGAUACAAGUGAUGAAGAAGACGAAGAUUGAUUAUGCAAAUUAAAUUUCAAUUUAGUUAGUGAUUUGUUAUUUAUAUUUUUUUAAUGUUCCUUAAUUUAUUAG